Messenger RNA from Wyeomyia smithii (pitcher-plant mosquito), 8195 nucleotides. RefSeq lists its product as uncharacterized. The record is from RefSeq and is a predicted model, not a curated record. The transcript is spliced from 2 exons. The coding region runs from base 714 to 6734 and encodes 2006 amino acids. NCBI's taxonomy places the organism in Eukaryota, Metazoa, Arthropoda, Insecta, Diptera, Culicidae. Gene Ontology annotation, molecular function: nucleic acid binding. Gene Ontology annotation, biological process: DNA integration.
CACAGGGCAUACAGUUCGCUCUCCGGGAUCAGGCAAAACAAUCACCAGCACACAGUUGGCUGCCCGGGAUCAGGCGAAAAAAUCACCAGCGCUGACGUUAUCACCAGUGGCGCACCAGCCAGCAGAGCGACCGCGAGAACAAUAGAGAAGGUGACGGUGCAAGAUCAGAAGUGGUGAUUGUAGCGCAGUGAUUUGCAGCGAAAUUUAUACAGGCUAAUAAGAUAGCACAAUUUUUACAUUCAUUUUCAUUAAAUUAAGUAGUUCUAAUCUAAUAAAACUCGAAAUAAGUAAGUCACAUGAAAACGGUAUUGGGAAAAAUUAAAUUAAAAUAAAAAUAUAAUCUUUUAGGCAUAAAUAGACUAAAAGUAGUCUUGGAAAAUCUUUGAUAGAUUAAAUCGGUAUUCAACCUAUGUGAGUAAAAUUAAUUGAAAUUCAUUAAAACCCAAAUUUAUUGAUGCACAAAAACAGUUUAAAAUAGGAUACAAGUUGCAUUGGCGCUACGGAUCUGUAACGGCAUUAUCUAUCUGCAGGAGGAAAGGCAAAUUUGGGUUUGUACACUAUAAUUGUAAGUCGAAACAUUUAUAUCUUUAAUUAUAAGUAACUCAACCUAAAUAAAUAAUUUGUAGCUUUGAUCAGCUCCAGAAGAAGUGGCUGAUUUCAAUAACUUAUAUUUCUACAACCCGAACAAAAUCAAAGAAUUAUAACCUCAAAGGAUGGAUUCUGCCGAUGAGUCAUCAUGUAUGCUAUGCGAUGCCCCCAAUAGUGCAUGUGAUAUGGUACAGUGUGAUUCUUGCCAUCAGUGGGCGCAUUUUUUCUGCGUCGGGGUAACGAAGGCAAUUGAAGAUCGUGACUGGAACUGUAAAAAAUGCACUAAAGAGUUGCUGGUUCCGAAAACGAACAAACAGUCGAAAAGGACUGGAAGCCAGAAAUCCAAAAGUGAUGGAGGGUCUGAGCACGAAUUGAGUACGUCUUUCGCCACUUCAUUACGAAAAUUGGAAGAAGAGCAACGAAUUAAGGAAAAAGAAAUGGCAGAGGAAAUGAUUCUUCAAGAAAGAAGGUUAGAAAUGGAGAGAAUAUUAAAGGAGAAAAAAAGACAGAUGGAGACCAAACUUCUCGAAAAGCGAUUGUCACAAGAAAGAGAAUCGAAAAAGCAGCAAUUGGAGGAAGAGCGGCAAAUGUUAGAAAGACAGUUGGAAGAAGAAAAAACGUUUUUGGAGGAAAGGAAGAAUAUGCAGCAAGAAUUUCAAGCAGCGAAACAGAUGAUUGCAGAGAAGUACGUUAGGCAAGGCAUUACAUUAAAUAAAGAUAGACAUGAAGAAAGGGAUAUGUUUCUUGGCGAAAAGAUUGAUUUUUGGAUGCAAAAGCAAGGAGAAAAUUCAAGACACGAACCCAAGAAAGGUGUAGAGGAGCAAAAUUGUAUUGAUGAAAUUGAGGCAGAAGACAGCGAUCAGAAUUCUGAGGGAAGUUCUGUGGUGAGUUACCAUGAUGAUGUUCCGGAAAAGUACAGUACAGAGGAAACGCGAAACCGAAAUAGAAUUCGACAGCCUACGAAAUUAUCUGCAGAACAUAUAGCAGCUCGCCAGGCGAUCUCGAAGCACUUACCCGUGUUCAAAGGCGAACCGGAGGUGUGGCCAAUAUUUAUCAGUAGUUUCGAAUUUACAACAGAAGCCUGUGGUUUUUCAAACUUAGACAACCUCAAACGACUACAAGAUAGUCUGCAAGGGAAUGCUCUAGAGGCGGUGCGUAGUAGAUUGGUACUUCCAAGUUCAGUCCCGGACGUCAUAGAAGACCUUCGCCGAUUAUUUGGGAAACCGGAAAAGCUGCUGAAAACCCUUCUCACAAAAGUACGCAAUUCGCCAGCACCUAGAGCCGAUCGUCUGGACACAUUUAUUCAGUUUGGGCUGACAGUAAAACAACUUUGCGACCACUUGGAAGCGGCAAAUUUAAAGGAACACCUAAGCAAUCCAAUGUUAGUUCAAGAGUUGGUGGAAAAACUUCCUCCCAACUAUCGGUUAGACUGGGUCCGAUUCAAACGAGGGAAAAAUGGAACGCCCCUCAGGAUGUUUACUGACUUUAUGAACGACAUCGUAUCCGACGUGUCCGAGGUGACAGAGUUUGUUCCUCCUGGUGUAUGGGAAUCGUCAUCGCCGUCGUUCAGUAAAGCGAAUACAAAACGGAAGGAGUUUAUGCAUGUGCAUAAUGCUGUAUCCAGCAGAACCGAAGAUCAUUCAGACAUUAAAGGAGUCAAACCAUGUUGGGUCUGCAGAAGAACAGAUCAUAAACUCAGAUUCUGCGACGAUUUUAAACGGAUGUCCUUGGUUAACAGGUUGAAGGUGGUAGAGAAAAAUAAAUUGUGUACGCUUUGUCUUAACAAUCAUGGGAAAAGUACAUGCAAUUUCAAAAUUCGCUGCAAUGUUGGUGGCUGCCGAGGCGGUCAUCACCCAUUGUUACAUCGAGUUGAAGCAGCCGUUCAGAUUUCAAAUGUGAAAUGCCACGCUCACGAUCGAAUAGGUCGAUCGGUUAUUUUCCGAAUAGCACCAAUUAGCCUACAUUUUGGCGAUCGCGUCGCCACCCUUCUGGCAUUCUUUGAUGAAGGGUCAUCUGCUACGCUAAUUGAGGAAUCGGUGGCAAAGCAGUUGAAUAUUAAAGGAGUUGCAGAGCCUUUGGUGGUUACGUGGACUGGAAAUGUUAAAAAAUAUGAAAAUACAUCAGUAAGAGCUAACGUAAAAUUGUCUGCACAAGGAUCUGACACCAUGUUGCCAUUGACAAAUGUACGCACUGUGAAACAGUUAAUGUUGCCUGAGCAAGAUCUACAGUCUCAAGAACUAACAAAUCGAUACCCGCAUCUUAGCAAUAUUCCCGUGGCAAAUUAUGAACGUUCUAGGCCCGGAAUAAUUAUAGGUUUAGAUAAUUUACACAUUUUCGCACCUCUUAACUCGCGCGUCGGUCCAGCAGGAGAGCCAAUCGCUGUGUUCACGAAAAUAGGCUGGAUGAUAUACGGGCCUGAACCCCGGGAAACGACUGCAGAAGUAAGCCUGAAUUUUCAUUCAUACGAAGCGAUAACGAAUGAACGGCUUCACGAUCUAAUUCGAGAACAAUAUGUUGUAGAAAACUUAACCACUCCUUUCGAAGGCUUAUUGGAAUCUUCGGAGAAUCAACGAGCACGAGCAAUUCUCAAAGCCACUACAAUUCGCGUUGAUGACCGUUUCGAAACGGGUUUGCUGUGGCGUGCUGAUACGCGCCAUUUUCCUGACAGUUACCCAAUGGCUGUCCGAAGAUUGAUAUCAUUGGAGAAAAAGCUGGACAGGGAUCCAGAAUUGUUUCAGAGCGUACAUUGGCAGAUUCGAGACUACGUAACAAAAGGUUAUGCGCACAAAGCUACUGAGAAGGAACUAGUGGAGUCGCAACCUAACAGUAUUUGGUACCUUCCGCUGAACGUGGUACGAAACCCACGAAAACCAGGAAAGAUUAGAUUUGUUUGGGAUGCAGCAGCCACCGUAAAUGGGAUUUCAUUAAACAGCGAGCUAUUAGCGGGUCCAGAUAUGCUUCAGUCGCUGCCAGUGGUCAUCAAUCGUUUCCGGGAGCGACGGAUUGCCUUCGGAGGCGAUAUACAAGAAAUGUAUCAUCAGAUACGCAUUCGCUCUGACGACAAACAAGCCCAACGUUUUCUGUUUCGCUCCAGUCCGAACGACAAACCGGAAGUUUACGUCAUGGACGUCGCAACUUUCGGAUCUACCUGUUCUCCCUGCUCAGCCCAAUUUAUCAAAAAUAUCAACGCAGCGGAGUUUGCUGAGGAAUUUCCGGAGGCAGCUGCAGCAGUAAUCAACAAUCAUUACGUUGAUGACUAUUACGAUAGUGCCGAUUCUGUAGAUCAUGCUUACAAGAUCGCAAGGGAGGUUAAAUAUAUACACUCUCGCGGCGGUUUUCAUCUAAGGAAUUGGGUUUCCAAUUCAUCGGAAUUUCUUGAAGCCAUGGGGGAACCAAGCAAAAAUUCUGCUGUUCACUUCAAUCGAGAUAAAAGCACGAUGGUCGAACGGGUUUUGGGAAUCAUGUGGGACCCAUCAGAGGAUGUGUUUCGUUUUUCAACUACAGUUCGGGAGGCAUAUAAACCAGUGCUUCAUGGCAUCGAGAGACCAACAAAAAGAAUAGUACUUAGCUGCGUGAUGUCGAUGUUUGACCCUCAAGGUCUUCUUUCCCCUUUCACCGUGUUUGGAAGAAUGUUGAUUCAGGAUCUAUGGAGAACCGGUUGCGACUGGGACGAUCCAGUUGAUGAUAGAUCCUAUGAGAAAUGGACACGUUGGACUAAAGUAUUGCCGCAAAUUGCUGCCAUCAAAGUUCCUCGGAGUUAUUUCGGUGUAUCAAAAUUGUCCGAAGUAAAGAAAAUUCAACUUCAUAUUAUAACAGAUGCAAGUAAAGGAGCGCUAGGGUGUGUUGCAUACUUUCGAGCGAUUGUGGAAGGAAAUGUGCGAUGCGUGCUGGUGGCAAGCCGCGUGAAAGUCGCACCUUUAAAACCUGUCUCUAUCCCUCGUCUAGAGUUGCAAGCAGCAGUCAUAGGAGCCCGGCUGGCAUCCGCAGUACGAAAAAAUCAUUCUUUCGAUAUUGAAACGCAAUUCUUCUGGUCGGAUUCAACCACUGUUCUCUCGUGGAUCAGGUCAGACCAUCGUCGUUAUAAAGAGUACGUAGGACAUCGCGUGGGUGAAAUUUUAUCCAUCAGCCGGCUGCCUGAAUGGAAAUGGAUUCCCACAAAACUGAACGUGGCCGAUCAACUGACGAAAUGGACUAGGGACCCGGAGAUGAACGCUGCUUCCACUUGGUUCAAUGGACCAGAUUUCAUGUACCUUGGAGAAGAAAACUGGCCGAAGCAAAGGGCGGUUCAGGCUGAAACAGAGGAAGAAAUGAAGGUGCAUCUUAUGAUUCACGAUGUUGAGGUGCCAGCAGCAGUUAUAAAAGUCGAGCGUAUAUCAAAAUGGAACAUCUUGGUUCGAACGUUAGCAAGCGUCUAUCGGUUCCUGUCGAACUGUAAAAGGAAAAUAAAUCGUUUACCACUAGAAACGUUGAGAGCUUCGCUUAGACAAGCGAAUCUUCUAAAAUCAAUAAAAUAUCCAGUAGUAAUAACCCCCUUAAAACAGCAAGAACUAGGAAAGGCAGAACAGACGCUUUUCAAAAUGGCACAAAUUGCUGUUUUUGAGCCUGAAUUUAAAAUUCUCAAAAAGAACGCAGAAUUACCAAUGGAAAAGUGGUUGAAGCUAGAAAAAUCUAGCUUGCUUUAUAAACUUACUCCGUUAGUCGACGGCCAAGGAAUUAUUCGUUCUGAAGGCCGUACUGGUAGGGCCGAGUUUUUGCCAUUCGACUUAAGGUUUCCUAUCAUACUACCAAAGGAUCAUAUCAUUACAGCAAAACUCGUCCAGCAUUUUCAUGAAAAAUUUGGACAUGGUGGGCGUGAAACGGUUAAAAAUGAACUUAGGCAGCGUUUCUUGAUACCGAAAGUAGGAGCAGUAAUUGCAAAAGUUGCCAAGACAUGCGUUUGGUGUAAGGUAAAGCGAAAUCACCCGGCGACUCCUAGAAUGGCAGCUCUUCCUGUUCAAAGACUUAUGCCCUACCUGCGCUGUUUCAGCUACGUGGGCGUGGACUAUUUGGGGCCGUUCACGGUAGUUGUGAACAGGCACAGUGAAAAACGGUGGAUCGUCUUAUUUACAUGUUUAGUAGUACGAGCAGUUCAUCUGGAAGUAGCUCAUUCGCUGACUACACAAUCCUGUCUCAUGGCAAUUCGCCGUUUCAUCUGCCGACGUGGUCCCCCCUUAGAAUUUUUUUCUGAUAAUGGGACGAACUUGAAGGGUGCGAGCAAAGAGUUAAAGGCGAAUAUGCAGGCAAUUGGAGAAGAGAGUGCCAAUGAAUUCACUUCAGCUCGUACGAAGUGGACAUUUAGCCCCCCAGCUACCCCCCAUAUGGGUGGGGUGUGGGAAAGACUUGUCCGGUCAGUAAAGGCAGUCUUGUCAGUUCUAGAUGAUGGACGACGAUUAACAGAUGAAGUUUUAUUAACAUCAAUAACCGAAGCUGAGGAUAUAGUGAACUCGCGUCCUCUUGUCUACGCAUCACAGGAAUCGGAGGAGGCGUUGACACCAAAUAAUUUUCUUCGGGGAGUGUCCCCCAAUGAACCACGGCAAGGAACACCCCCCACGUAUCCGGCAAAAGCUUUGAGAGAUUCAUUCCAUCGAUCACAGCAGUUGACUGAAGAAAUGUGGAAAAAAUGGAUUCGUGAAUACGUUCCGUCAAUUAGUGGACGGUCAAAAUGGUUUGCUGAAUCCAAAAAUUUGCAAGUAGGCGAUCUUGUAUACGUCGUAGAAGGUAAUAAACGAAAGUGUUGGGUCCGUGGAAUCGUCGAAAACCCAAUAGUGUCGGGUGACGGGAGAGUUCGGCAAGCGUGGAUUCGAACCAAUAGCGGUCUCUGCAAGCGAGCAGCGACGAACCUGGCUGUCUUAGAGAUAACUGAUAGUGACACUGAACCGGAAGUGGCCUCCGGUACAGGAUCACGGGCCGGGGCAUGUUGUGAACGAUACCACAGGGCAUACAGUUCGCUCUCCGGGAUCAGGCAAAACAAUCACCAGCACACAGUUGGCUGCCCGGGAUCAGGCGAAAAAAUCACCAGCGCUGACGUUAUCACCAGUGGCGCACCAGCCAGCAGAGCGACCGCGAGAACAAUAGAGAAGGUGACGGUGCAAGAUCAGAAGUGGUGAUUGUAGCGCAGUGAUUUGCAGCGAAAUUUAUACAGGCUAAUAAGAUAGCACAAUUUUUACAUUCAUUUUCAUUAAAUUAAGUAGUUCUAAUCUAAUAAAACUCGAAAUAAGUAAGUCACAUGAAAACGGUAUUGGGAAAAAUUAAAUUAAAAUAAAAAUAUAAUCUUUUAGGCAUAAAUAGACUAAAAGUAGUCUUGGAAAAUCUUUGAUAGAUUAAAUCGGUAUUCAACCUAUGUGAGUAAAAUUAAUUGAAAUUCAUUAAAACCCAAAUUUAUUGAUGCACAAAAACAGUUUAAAAUAGGAUACAAGUUGCAUUGGCGCUACGGAUCUGUAACGGCAUUAUCUAUCUGCAGGAGGAAAGGCAAAUUUGGGUUUGUACACUAUAAUUGUAAGUCGAAACAUUUAUAUCUUUAAUUAUAAGUAACUCAACCUAAAUAAAUAAUUUGUAGCUUUGAUCAGCUCCAGAAGAAGUGGCUGAUUUCAAUAACUUAUAUUUCUACAACCCGAACAGGUGUUUAGAAUCUGUUCAGUGGUAAUGAUAAAAGAAGCAUUUUAAAACGGUGUUGAAACACCUGUUGCAGCUACCGAAAGCGAGCUCGUUAUUGGUUGAAAGCUGUGAGACUGUUUACAAAGUCAGAUCGGUUGUAUCCGUUAGUGUCGACUGUGCUUGUGAAGAGAGGUGGUGAUUGGUUGCUCGGUAUGAUUUAGACAAUCGAUGUGAUUUAUCAAUUUUUCAAUAGUGUAUCUCGAACAAUAGGUUAUUUUUGUUACAUAAAUUCAACCGUAAAAGAAUUUCUGAUCGGUUGAUGCCAAAACCUCGAAAUUCUGAAAAGAAAUGACUGAUGUAUAAGCGCUCAAAACCUGACCACUUUUCCCUGGUUUUCCCCGGUUGAAUUACUAGAUUUUCAAAUUCAGGUGCCUAACUUCGAUAUAGACGUUAGUCCAACGUCAAAACGAAAAAAAAACACACUAAUAGCGACGUCCUGUAUUUUGUGACGUGUAACGAAAAAAAACUCGCAAAAUUUUCAGUUCAAAGGUUUAGGAUCGAAGUAGUCCAAAUCAAACAUUCGCGAAAAAUUUUUCAUUCUCAUUUGAUCGGCCGAGCCGUUAAGAAGCAAAACUUUUAUAGCGAAGUAGUUUGAAAAUAUAUUUUUGAAGAAAUCUUUUGUCUAGAAGACAGUUCAUCAACCAACUCAACAAGUACCAAAUUUGAAUUUUCAAACUUAUCAUGGAUUCAAAGAGAAAUCAAAGUCAGGACUUUGACGAGGAGCCUACGGAUGCGAUGAGAAGACGUGGACGCCGUUCUCGUUCACGAUCACGCUCUAGAUCCAGGGCAAUGUCCCCACGUCGCGAAUCACCGAGGCGCCGUUCCAGAAGCCGUCGCCGUCGUAGCCGCAUGUGAGAAAAAUUCACCGAAGGCUACAACCCAGAGGUCGAAAGAAUAAAAAUUUUUACAAUGUA